This is a messenger RNA of Moneuplotes crassus, 2273 nucleotides long. Lineage: Eukaryota; Ciliophora; Spirotrichea; Euplotida; Euplotidae. The record is from the annotation of a GenBank genome assembly.
AAUGGCAACAAGAAAUAGGACUAAGAAAGAAGAUCUCGAAGAUGGAUUUUCCCUACCAGAUGAUUAUGAUGAAGUCGACAAUGACGAACUCUUUGGUGAUGGUGGUAGCGACUUCGAAGAAGAGAAAAGCGCUCCAAAAUCAAAUAAAAGACUGAAGAAGACCAAGAAAAGUCGGAUCAAGAAUAAAAGAAGAAAGGUAAAGGAAGCUAAUGUCAACCAAUUCUUCGAUGAAUUCGCUGAUGAAGAUGACGAUGAAGAAGAAGAUGACGUUGGUGGUGAGAUCAACGAAGAAGAAAGACAGAAAAUUUAUGAAAGAUAUGACCAGAAUAAAUUUGGCCAAAGAUCUAAGAAUAUGUAUGCUGAGAUGAGCGAAGAUGACUUAGAAGAUUACGCGAAGAAUCUUGAAUCAAAGUACAAUAGAGAUGUUGAGCUGGACCCAGAGGAGGAUGAUGAGGCUAGGAAUAUUUAUCCCACAAGAGCAGAUCCAACACUCUGGUUAGUGAAAUGUAAACAAGGGUGUGAGAGAGAAGCUUGUGUGUGUCUUAUGAACAAGUACUUGCACCUGAAGAAGCAAGGAAAGCCUUUGAGUAUCAUCUCUGCAACUAUUAGUGACAAAGUUCAAAGCCAUCUUUAUAUUGAAGCUUACAAAGAAGUUCAUGUUAGAGAAGCUAUUAGAGGACUCAAUCUCAUCUUUCAAAGAGAUUGUAUUAGAAUUAAAAAUGAAGAAACCGCUAGUGUGUUUGAAAUUGAUAAAGCCUCAAAGAUCACCCUCAAGAAAGGACAAUGGGUUAAGCUAAAUAGUGGAUUACAUUCUGGAGACUAUGCUAAAGUUGUGGGAGUUGAUGACUCAAAGGAUGGCUGCUACUUAAAACUCAUCCCAAGAAUUAAGACAGAAACCGGGCCCGAUCCAAGAAUUGUUAAAAAUAGGAAAAAGAUUGGGAUGCCAGAAAGAGCUCCUCUGAAAUUCUUCAAUAAAGAAGAAUUCUCAGAUGUUGUUGAAAAAUACAAUGGAAUGUUUAACAAGCAAAUGUUAUAUUGGAAUAGGAACUAUUACAGAAAGGGUUUCUUGUAUAAAUACUUCAACAUCAAAAACAUUGAAACUGAUAAUGUUAUCCCUCCAAGAGCAAUCCUAGAGAAGUUCCUCAGACCAGGAGAAAACCAUGAUGAAGUUGAUCAUAGUGAUGAAGAUCCUGAAGAAGAGAUGGAAAAAUGGAAGAAACUUGCAUCUGAAAAUAUCCUUCUCACUAAAGGGGAUAAAAUCAAGGUGAUCUCUGGUGAGCUUCAGAAUUUGACUGGAAAAGUUAUUGCGAUAGAGAAGAAAGUGGUAACUAUGAAGCCAGACAUUGAAGAUAUCCCUGACAACCUUGACCUUGAUAUCUCUAUGAUCUCCAAGCACUUUGAAGAGGGGGACCAUGUCUAUGUUGUAGAAGGAGAAUACGAAGGAGAGAAAGGAAUGAUUACUAAAGUGAAAGGAGGCAGAUGAAUUAUCUUCUCAGAUGUAAAGCAGAGAGAGUUUAUUGCAUUCUUAAAUAACUGCAAACUAUCUUCUCAAGUUGCCCAAUUGACUUCUUCCAACAUUGAGCAUGGUUACAAUGUAUUUGAUCUGAUCGUGACAACCAAGAGGAUGGCUGGAAUUGUUCUUGCUAUCGAAAAAGAGAGCUUGAAAAUUCUCACUCAGAAUGGAAAUGUUCAAAAUAUUGAUGUAAAUGAUGUGAGUAACAAAGUCAUCCAGAAAAACAACGUUUCAACUCUUGACCAUGAUGGAAACUUUGUAAGUGUAGGAGACCCUGUAAGAGUUGUCGAAGGACCUAACAAGAACUUGAAAGCAAUAAUUAGAAAUAUUCACCAGAACUCGAUUUUCCUCUACAAUAAAGAGUUUUUAGAAACAUUUGGAUAUUUUGUUGAGAAUAACAAGAACAUUGCAAUGAGAGGAGAGGAAUCAGGCAAAAGAAACAUGACUGCUCCUAAUAACAAAAGAAGAGACCCACUUAUUGGCAAAAUAGUGACAAUUUGUAAGGGUGAAUAUAAAGGAUUCGAAGCUAGGGUUGUUGAUACAAUUGAGAGAACAGUCAAGCUUGAGUUAUUCUUUAAAAGUAAAAUCAUACAACUCAGAAAAUCUGAUAUCAUUGAAAAAGAUAAAAUCCAAGAAGACAAAAGGCCAGUUAAGAUGGAGCCAAGGCAUGUUGUACCUAAAACUCCUGCCUACCAGCCAAAUAGUCCUGGAUAUUCCUAUAAUAAUUCAGGUAAAGAAUCACCUAAUGGAGGACUCUAGG